AUGCCUGACGGAAGUGCAGUAACACUUGGAAGUGAAAGAUUUAAAGUUCCAGAAGCUUUAUUCCAGCCAAGCUUGUUAGAGCUUGAUAUUGACGUCAUGAGCGAGGCUACUUAUAAAUCAAUCAUGAAAUGUGACGAGGAUAUCUGAAGUGACUUAUACGGAAACGUUGUCAUGAAUAGAGGGUCUACCAUGUUUCCAGGAAUUGCUGAAAGACUCAAAAAAGAACUUGUAGAAAAGGCACCACUAAGUAUGAAAAUUAAAGUUGUUGCACCACCUGAAAGAAAAUACUCAGUCUGGAUUGAAGGGUCAAUUCUCUGCUCACUUUCAAGCUUCCAACAGAUGUGGAUCACCAAGGCUGAUUAUGAUGAAGAAAGAGCUAGCAUUGCUCACCGCAAAUGCUUCUAA
Messenger RNA from Blepharisma stoltei, 405 nucleotides. Lineage: Eukaryota; Ciliophora; Heterotrichea; Heterotrichida; Blepharismidae. The record is from the annotation of a GenBank genome assembly.